Molecule: messenger RNA, 1627 nt
Organism: Durusdinium trenchii
Lineage: Eukaryota; Dinophyceae; Suessiales; Symbiodiniaceae
Source: the annotation of a GenBank genome assembly
UGGCUUUGCGGCCAGAGAUGCAGCGUACCUGUGAAUGUACCGAUCCUACUUGCUGACGCCUAGAGACCUAGAGCAAAGACCUGCAGAGGCAGGAGAUAGAAAACCACCAAGGUUCUCCAUCGAAAUUGAACAUGAUUGAAACAUCAUCAGAGAACACAUGCCAGCAACUUUUGAAUUUAGAACUUCAGGAUCCGUUAUUGCUUCAAUCUUGUUUGCUUUUGACUUCCAUCUUCACCUCUUUUGCAUUCUUUUUGACUUUUUUGGGUUUCACCCGUUCAUUCAAGUCGGCUCGCGGGAGUUGACUGGCCGACCGGACCCGUCGGACGCCGGACCCGUCGGACUGGCUCAAAGCGGGGCAGGGCGGUCGGACGCCGUGGGUGAGGCUCGGCGCGGUCAGAGGAGUUGGACAUGGCAGAGGGGGACACCCACCUGGCCAGGCGCUUUGGCUCAGUCGCCAGCUCACCUCCCUGCUUGGGCGUCCGCUCAGAGACGAGCUCAGUAGUCGAGGAUACAGCCUACGGAGCUGUGCCAUGCUGCGAGCGCUGGGACGAAGACUCUGAGAGCUGCUCGAUUUGCCAUGUCCUUCUGGGGCGAAGGCGGUUGCGUUUACGCCACCACUGCCGUAUUUGUGGGCGAUGUGUAUGCGGGCCGUGCUCGCCCAACAUGAUCACGGUACCGGGCUAUAGCAAAGACCUUCAGCGCGCAUGCACCCCAUGCCUGGCGAUUGCUCACAAAGCGCCAAUGCUGAAGUCGCGGCUCUCUCAACUAGGCGCCAAGCUGGUGAGCUUCUCCAGUAGCGAGCCGAAAGCCAUGACGAUCCCCAUUGAGAGUCUGGAUGGGAUGUUGGCGCUCUGUGAAGAUGCCUGCACGCCCUUGGAAGGACUCCAAGCUCGCCUUGCUGCAGCAGAAGCUGAGGCCAAACGAGUCACAGCCGAGCUGGAGCAGGAGAAGAUCCGCUGCAAGCGCCUGGAAGCACGACUCCGAAGUGCCACGGAGGGUGCUGUUGGCCUGGAGAAGCGGAUGUUGGAUUGGUUGCAGAAGGAGGCCGUUCCGGAGGUUCAAGAAGUGGAGGACACGAAGAAGCAGCUGCAGCCAAGAAGUCUGGAGCAAGCCAUGGAGGGCUGCAGCGCUUUGAUCUCCAGGCUUCAAGCGGUUCGGCCACCCUCAAGAGAAGCGCCCUGCCUGGGCGGCGGUGACUGGGAACCAGACAGCAGCCAAUGUGGGCUUUGCUCGGUCAGCCUGGGCAAGCGACACCUGAGGCCAAUGAUUCUGCGGGCGAUGUGUCUGCGGAAAGUGCUCGCGAAGCUUCAUUGCAUCGGAUCAGACUCCUGGGCAACGAUGCUGCUCCAAAUGCGUGCAGCCGGUGGUGCACUCCACCAGCUUGUGGAGACGACUGACUCGAAUCGCAGAUGCGCUGGCGGCCCCAUCAGCUCCAUGGGGCUGCGGCCUUGACCAGGUGCUGCGACAUUGUGAGGAGGUCCUGGCGCUUCCGCCGUUGGAACCGGGUGGCCGGUGCUAAGGUGGCUUGGAGGUGGAGCACGCAGGCCGAAAGGAACGGGUGCGAGACCUUCGAUGGAAGCUGAAUAGUUUCAAUUUGUUGUAUAUAUCCUAUCAAGGUGGCCCCCAG